Volvox carteri f. nagariensis is the source of this 351-nucleotide messenger RNA. RefSeq names its product flagellar/basal body specific protein. Gene Ontology annotation, biological process: microtubule anchoring. The record is from RefSeq and is a predicted model, not a curated record. Gene Ontology annotation, molecular function: protein binding. Gene Ontology annotation, cellular component: microtubule organizing center. The annotation marks the transcript as partial. The transcript is spliced from 5 exons. NCBI's taxonomy places the organism in Eukaryota, Viridiplantae, Chlorophyta, Chlorophyceae, Chlamydomonadales, Volvocaceae.
GCACUCCGAGAAAACCUGGAUCGCUCUGGAAAGUUGAGGAAACUUAAAGCUCAAAUGAGAGCGGAUGUCUUCGCUGCGCUGGCAGAUCAGAAGGCCAUGCCGCAGCUAUCAAACGAGAACCUUAUAAUCAAUGAGCUGAUUCGGGAGUAUUUGGUAUACAAUAAAUACCGCGGGACAGUGGCGGUGUUCUUGCCAGAGUCAGGGCAGCCGGCUGUGCGUCCCUUCGAUCGUGCUUUCCUGGCGUCACACCUCAAUGUCCCCGAGGGGCCCAACUCGGCACAACUGCCGCUGCUGUACUCCCUGGUUGAACUGGCUGCGAAGGGGCGGACGCAGCCACCUCAAGCCAAGUGA